CUAUUUAAGAAAAUCGCCCCGAUCCAGCCUUGUAUUCAGCCCUCGCAAUGAGAUGCGAAACGUUCGUUGCGAUCCUGGUCGCCCUAGGGGUGGUCCAGAGCUACCCCUACGACUACAAGUACCUGGAUCGAGACUAUGCCAGUCCAGGCGCCCACCAACUCGCCAGCUGGAUCGCCUCCCAGCUGCGCUCCAAGGACUACAUCCAGCCCCAGGAGGGCCCCAUCCUGCCCUACAGACUGCCGGUGCAAGGGAAGAGGAACUCGGAGGUUAGCAACGCGAUCAUCGGCUCCGAAGAGACGCAGAAGAUGUACCGAGACGGCCGGAAAUAAAUCGUCAAUAAUGCGACUGUGACAUGUAUUACGUCUAUUACCUACUCGUAUUUGUGGAAUGCUCGAAAGGAUAUUAAAUCAAUUGAUUCAACAA
Molecule: messenger RNA, 423 nt
Organism: Tribolium castaneum (red flour beetle)
Lineage: Eukaryota; Metazoa; Arthropoda; Insecta; Coleoptera; Tenebrionidae
Exons: 2
Coding region: 48-329 (93 amino acids)
Source: RefSeq, a predicted model, not a curated record